AUGAGCUGCAGACAGUUCUCGUCAUCCUAUUGGAGCCACAGCAGCUGUGGGGGUGGCAGAGGCAGCGGGGGCAGUGGGGGCAGCAUGAGGUCUUCUUUCAGCUGCUUCAGCUCUUCAGGGGGUGGGGGAGGAGGGGGCAGGUUCAGUUCUUCCAGUAGCUAUGGCGGGAGAAGCUCUGGGGCCUGUGGGAGGGGAGGUGGCGGCAGGUUUGGCUCCAGCUACGGUGGAGAAUUUGAGGGUGGUUUCAGUGCUGGUAGCUUUGGCGGAGGUUCCAGGGGCUUUUGUGGAGGUUUCGGAGGAGGCUUUGGUGGGUCUGGAGGGUUUGGUGCAUCUGGGGGCUUUGGUGGUGGCUUUGGCGGUGGCUCUGGAGGAGGUUUUGGUGGGUCUAAGGGCGAUGUUGGUGGUAUUCUCACUGCUGAUGGGAAGUCCACCAUUCAGGGCCUCAAUGCCUGACUGGCCUCCUACUUAGAUAAGGUGCAGGUGCUGCAGGAGACCAAUGCUGCUCUGGAGAAUAAGAUCCAGGAAUGGUAUGAUAAUCGGGGCCCCAAGAACUUCCAAAAGGACUACUCCUCCUACUAUGAUACCAUUGAGGAUCUCAAGAACCAGAUUGUAGACACCACGGUGGACAACAACAAAACUCUCCUGGACAUUGACAAUGCUCGCACGACUUUGGAUGACUUCAGGCUGAAGUUUGAGACGGAGCAGAGCGUGCGGCAAGCAGUGGGUGCAGACAUCAAUGACCUGCGCAGGCUGCUGGAUGACCCGACCAUUCAGAAGUCUGAUCCGGAGAUGCAGCAGGAGUAUCUGAGGGAGGAGCUGAUUGCCAUGAAGAAGAACCAUCAGGAGAUGAGCCAGCUGACUGGGCAGAACUCUGGGGAUGUCAGUGUGGAGAUGAAUGCUGCUCCUGGCAUAGAUCUCACCAAAGUCCUUAAUGACAUGCACCAGGAGUAUGAGCAGAUCAUUGCUAAGAACCGUAAGGAAAUUGAGGAAUACUAUGACACUCAGAUGACCCAGAUUGAGCAGGAGGUGACUAUCAGUGGCCAAGAGAUGGAGUCUAAUACCAGGGAGGUGACCCAGCUCCGGCAUAGUGCCCAAGAGUUGGCGAUUGAGCUGCAAUGUCAGCUCAGCAUGAAAUCUGCCCUGGAGAAGACCUUGGAAGACGCCAAGAACCGCUACGGUGGCCAGCUGCAGCACAUCCAGGAGCAGAUCAGUCACCUGGAGGCCCAGCUCACAGAGAUUGGGGUGGAGAUCCAGUGCCAGAACCAGGAAUACAGCCUUAUGCUCAGCACCAAAACACGGCUGGAGCAGGAAAUUGAGACCUACCGCAGCCUCCUUGAGGGUGGCCAGGAGGACUUUGAAUCUUCUGGAACUGGACAAAUUGGUUUUGGAGGUGGAAAAGGAAGUAGAAGAGGAAGUAGAGGAGGAAGUGGAUCUUGAGGUGGAAGUGGAGGCAGCCAUGGCAAAGGAUUCAGGGGAGGAAGUGAAGGUAGCCAAGGGAGAGGAAGUGGAGGCAGCUAUGGUGGAAGAAGUGGCUCUGGAGGAGGAAGUGGAGGUGGCUAUGAAGGAGGAAGUGGAGGUAACUAUGGUGGAUCAGGAGGUCAAAGUGGAGGCAGCUAUGGAGGAGGAAGUGGAUCCGGAGGAGGAAGUAGUAGCAGCUACAGAGGAGGAAGCGGAAGGUAAUUCCAGUCCCAGUCCUCUUCCUCAAAAUCUGGUGACUGUGAUGAUACACAAGGUAAGGAACGACUCUAGGUUAUGUGGGGGGAGGCAUAGGUACGACUCAAAAGUUAAGGUAUUCCCCUUUUUGAGUAUCUUUGAGCCUUUCUGGAGAAUACAUGUUCUGAAUAGAACUAGAUUUUAGGGCGGUCUCUAGUAAGGUGCCAUAGGACCUGUCCUCAAUUCUGAAUUGAUCAUUAUUUUUGAUGGAGCCUUGGAUGAGGCUAGGACCAAAUCUACACACGACUCUAGUCUUAAUAGUCUGGGAGAUGGUUUAGGAAUUGUGCAUUAUCUCACGUAUGCCCUACAACACCAUGUGAGGUAGGUUUUGUUAUUAUCUCCAUUUUAGAGAGAAGGAAAAUGAGAGGAUAAAUAACUUACUCAAGUUUGUACAAUUCAUAAAUGAGGAACUCAGCCCUGUGGGGCUCCACAGCUGCUACUCUUAACUACCAUGGGGAUGGGGAGACCUGGAUCAGCCACAGUUCAGGUGGAAAAGGGAUUUUAGCCAAUGGUUGGCAACUACCAACAGGGGCAUAUAUUGAACAUAAUAAUCUAAAUGUAAGGAAGAGUCACAGGUAAAGGGAUCUGUAGGUCACGGAGAAUUUCCCCACACAUGCACAUUGGUUU
Molecule: messenger RNA, 2340 nt
Organism: Loxodonta africana (African savanna elephant)
Lineage: Eukaryota; Metazoa; Chordata; Mammalia; Proboscidea; Elephantidae
Gene: KRT9
Product: keratin 9
Exons: 7
Biological process (GO): epithelial cell differentiation; intermediate filament organization
Cellular component (GO): cytoskeleton; keratin filament
Molecular function (GO): structural molecule activity
Source: RefSeq, a predicted model, not a curated record